Molecule: messenger RNA, 1727 nt
Organism: Vollenhovia emeryi
Lineage: Eukaryota; Metazoa; Arthropoda; Insecta; Hymenoptera; Formicidae
Exons: 1
Coding region: 205-660 (151 amino acids)
Source: RefSeq, a predicted model, not a curated record
AGGUCUGUUCCAAAAGUAUCGCGAAUUUUGAAUUUCCGCGGGCUACGUAUAUUCGAUUUUCGAUUUUUUUGUGGCGUUAUGUUGGUACUCAUGUCCCUCACUCAUGCUGACAAGUUCGGCCAUUUUGAAUGUUCAGUUAAUUUGUGACAGCUAUUUUGCUUGGACGUGUUUUGGCUCGUCUUCGAUUUUUGCCUAUUCCAAGAAAUGGAUCAAAGAAUAUGUAUCAAAUUUUGUGUGAAAAACAAAAUUAAGUGCGCGGACGCAUUCCGAAUGUUGACUGUGGCAUAUAGUGAAGCUACCUUGAACCAAAGCAACGUUUAUCGGUGGUACAAAAUGUUCUCAGAGGGCCGAGAAGAUGUGAACGACGAAGAGCGUGCAGGACGCACGAGCACGUCAAUAUCAGACGAAAACAUUGAUGAAGUGAAGAUAAUAGUAUUGGCCAAUCGUCGAAUCACCGUUAGAGAAGUUGCUGUGGACCUAAACAUAUCGAUUGGCUCGUGCCAUUCGAUUUUUACCAAUGAUUUGGGCAUGAGACGGGUCGCCGCGAAAUUCGUACCAAAAUUGCUCACUUUCGACCAAAAACAGCAUCGAAUUUUUGGCCAAAAACAACACACUAAUGAUGCCGCAGCCACCGUAUUCCCCAGACCUGGCCCCCUGUGACUUUUUCUUGUUCCCGAAACUGAAGAGGCCCAUGAAAGGACGACGCUACGCCACGAUUGAGGAGAUAAAGACGGCAUCGAAGGAGGAGCUGAACAAGAUCACAUAAAGGAUUUUUUGAAGUGCUUCGAAGAUUGGAAAAACGUUGGCACAAAUGUAUAAUAUCUGAUGGGGAUUACUUUGAAGGGGACAACAUAGAUUUUCAUGAAUAAAUAAAUAAUUUUUGAAAAAACACAAAAUUCGCGAUACUUCUUGAUAGAUACUUUAGACCUCGUACGAGGUGUGUCGGUAAAAUAACUUUCCCACAUUUUUUUCAGUAUACAACAUGUUUUAUUUGGCUUUUCCCAUACAUCACUGGAAAGCUUGAUUUCUCCUCUAUUUUUCUCCAUAAUCGCCGUCUCUAUCUAUGCAUUUUUGUAGGCUCACGAUCCACUUUUGUAGACCCUCCUCGUAGAACUCCACCGCCAACCCGUUGAGGAAAUUCGUUACUUCUUCUUUCACUUCGUCGUCCGUCUUAAAUUUCAAUCCGCUCAAGUGAUUCUUCAAUUUCGGGAACAAGUGAUAAUCACUAGGGGCUAAAUCGGGACUGUAGGGUGGGUGGGGAACCACAGUCCAGCCGAAUUGGGCGAUGAGGUCCUUGGUUUGCCUGGAGACAUGCGGACGUGCAUUGUCGUGGUGCAACCUUACACCUCUAGACAGUUUCCCCCUCCGGCAAUUUUGGAUUGCCCUUCGGAGUUUUUUUAGGGACUCGCAGUAUCAAUCCGAGUUAAUUGUGGUCCUCGGAGACAUAAAGAAGAAGUAACGAAUUACCUCAACGGGUUGGCGGUGGAGUUCUACGAGGAGGGUCUACAAAAGUGGAUCGUGCGCCUACAAAAAUGCAUAGGUAGAGACGGCGAUUACCAUAUGUAGAAAAGUAGAGGAGAUCUCUAGAGGAGAGUAGAAUCAAGCUUUCCAGUGAUGUAUGGGAAAAGUCAAAUAAAACAUGUUGUACACUGAAAAAAAAUGUGGGAAAGUUAUUUUACCGGCACACCUACUAGCUCAGAGCCCGAACAGGAUGGUAGUGUCCAUUA